UCAACGCACGCGCACAGUACCAACCCGACCAUCGCCCGCGCGGCCGCGAUGCCCAUCGCAACGAAAAUCGAUAACGAAACGCAAUUAAAACUAAACUAGAAACAACCAAAAAUAAAACGCGCGACUACUCGAACCCUUCAAAAUUUCAAAUUUCGAAUUUAUACUUUUUAAAUCUCGCAACAAAUCGAGCAUAUGGCCAGUCCAAGGAUGUGAACUUUUUUUGUUUCUCAACAGUGCAAUGAAAUGUGGAUCUUAAGUGUAUACGUGUAAAGUUCAGUUUUGAAGUGUUAAGGAUUAAAAUAAGUUUUUUAUUAAGGUAAGCCAUGUGGAGUAUACUUCUAGUCUUGGCGCUACUAGCGACCGCGCGUUCAAAACAGCUCCCGACUUCCACAGAGCUAUCCACAACAGCGAUAGCGAAAGCGACAGACGAGGACACAACGCCAUGGCCCGGCUCUCUCGCUCCUUUAGAUACGCUUGCCGUCGCGUGCGAGCGAGACAGCAUGCACGUCACCAUCACACUGGCACCUAACUCUGUUUUUGGAGACAGCCUCUACGACACAUUCAACGGCAUAGUGUACCCAGCCGGUCUGGGCAGCAACUCCUCCUGUCUCCGCGAGUACGUGGCAGCUCGGGGGGACCUGCAGUACACCCUGCCUCUGAAAGGGUGCAAUACAAUGUCCACAGAUAACGAUGAUGGGACCGUAGAGUACUUCAACAACAUCAUAGUCCAGCCCCACCUCCGCCUUGUCACCGGCCAGGGUCGCGGCUAUCAUGUACGGUGCAGAUAUAGACGAAGGGACUUGGCACAGUUCCACAUCUUCCCUAGGGCUUCAGCGCUUAGUUCCAACACUCUUGAAGAACAAGAGGACUUUGACGAGGACUCCGGUCUGCUCCCAUCCGUUACGAUGAAGAUUUACAAAGGGGACCCGAAAGAUAAACAGGUGGCGUCCAACGUACGGAUCGGCGAUACGCUGACCCUAGUGGUGUCUCUAGAGAAACAGAGACGUUUUGGUCUCCUCGUCUCCGAGUGCUCCGUGAGAGACGGUCUGGGCUGGGCCGAGCAGAGCUUAAUCGCUGACGAUGGUUGCCCGUUAGAUGGUGAUAUAAUGGGCAUGUUCCAAUACGGCGACGAGCGACAGGACGCACGCGUGUCGUUCCCGGCCCACAAGUUCCCGUACACCGCCAGCGUGUAUUACACAUGCGAAGUGAAACUGUGUGAUUUGAACCACCCCACCGACUGUGAGCCGUGCUCUCACAAGCGGCGCGUGCGCCGUCAAGAAGAAGGAUCACCGGCCACUGUGGAAGUGUUCUCCGGACUUUAUGUCAACGAACAAGACUCCCUUGAUAGCGAGGAGGUUACUAGUGAGAAGAAAGACGACGAGAUCUGCAUAUCGCAGCGGAACUUCGCCAUCGGCAUCUGCAUCGCCGGUGUCAUCCUCAUGGCGUGUGUCAUCGCCGCCAUAGCUUGCAUCCUCGCGCGCAGGCGCGGCAAGAGCCAUUCCGGUAGCUCGCUGUAUAGCGGCCCUUAUACUAAUACUGGAUAUUCGCAUGCUAGCUAGAUGAUACUUCCAAACUGUAACAUCAGUACUUUUCCAUUUGUUUGGUUCUGUUACAGUCUCCCCCUUGUAUUUUAACACUCAAUUUCGCAAGUCAAGGUAGUGAGCUUAAACCUCCUUGCUUGACGCUCAUAGGUUUACAGGUUACAAUAAUCCUAAUGACUUAGAAGGCAAAUGCUAAAAAGGGUCAAAUUAAGAGUUCUGACUCCGAAAUUAGGUUUUAAACGUACCUCUUGUACAAUUCUAAGGAAUUUGACAAAAAUGUCAAGCAUGAGAAGUAUUCUAAAGUAUAGAGGGAGGCUGUAACGAAGCUAAUAGAAAGAGGAAAAUGUUUAAUUGUUAAACAAACGAAACAUCAAAAAAGUGCCCGUGAUCAGUAUAAGUAUUAAAACAAUUUGAAGGUGCCACGAAAAAAAAAAAGGAAUUAAGGGAAAAAUAAAGGAAUAAAAUGUCGGAUAAACUUGUAGGGAGGUUGUAGCAAUACCAAUUAAAUUGUUAUUCGUGCUCAUGUCAUUAGUGUGAAGGCAUAAUGGCUAACCUCAAACUCUAUCAAGUAAAAAAAUUAAGUAGAGUGCUAUUUCAUAACUUCUUAGUGUAAACUUUUGAGUUAUGUUUACAAAAAGUAGUUAUGCUUUACCUUUUCGACGCCGUGUAUAACACAAAAGAUGUCACUCAGACGCCACGUCACCGAAGUCUUAAAACUGAAAUUGAACUUUAUGCAUAUGCGCGUAGGUCUAUGUUGCUCUGUGGUCUGGGACGGAUUAAUCAGUGUUUGGCGUUGGACCUGCGAUUCGGAUAUAUCCGUCGUUGGCGCCGAAAAGGUUAAUCUUGUGAAAUAAAUACAAAAUAACAUUAAAUCACAAUUUAAACGCUUUUGUCGGUUUCAAAGACAUCGAAUAAAUUAGAUAGUGGAUAGUCGGGUUGAGAAACGAAUUAAUAAUGUAAUGAUAUUAAAAUAAAAAUAGGUGUUCCUUAUAAUGAUAAAAAUUGCGAGAUUUUUAUCGCAAUAUUUUAAUGUAAGUAUAGCAACACUUUUUUAAUGUAUUCAUAUUAUUAUCAUAUCUAGUGUUCUAAGCAUUGGCCAACAAUUUGAUAGUCAAAAAGCAACGAAAUUUCGAAAGACAUUUUAAUAAAGUUGGUGUCAAUAAUGUCACUAGAUGUCAAGAAACUUUAAACUUCGUAACCAGCAGUUACAAUCGUAUUAUUACUGUUUCGUAACUGUUUACGAAAAUUCGAAAUUCUUUAAAAUUAGAAAUAUAUGUUGAUCUAAUGUAGGAACACCUCAUUCAGUCAUACUUAGCAUAAGUUUAGUUUUACAAAUAUGUAUUUAGCAUUACCAUGGAAUUUAGAUAUUUAUGUUGUGAUAAUGAUAUCGAAUCCGUCCUGUAGCAAUAUUUUAGUUGCAAUAAUUUUCAUUUACAACGUAACGUUUUACUAUAACAUUUAAUAUCUAUAUUAAGUCAAUGACUUGAGUAAAUAUUUAAUUUUGUAUUUUCUUAUAACCAGGGACUUGUCAUAUAGGCCAGUUUUGCAUAAUGAUGUGCAAAUAGGGCCUUUUACCUCCAAGGUGGUGGGAUACUUUCCUUUUUAAAGUGUUUCAGCGACUCAUUAAAGGUAACUGAAAGGUUUGAAUUAUUGUUUUUCUAUUAUGAACAAAUAACUAUAACUAUAUUAGCAUUUUUUGCUAAACGAGUACUGAAACACUUAAAAACUUUUCUUCUCUAUAAUUUUCAGCCGUUUUAAAUAAUUUGUGGAUGCCAUAUUCCUUAAGUUAUCAUUAAGUCCUUAUAUGCCAUUUAAGUGAUUGGUGCUAAAACUUAUUCUUUAUUCACACUUAUUUUAUUAUUAAACAAAACAAAAAAAAAACUCGAGUUUCUAAAAACCACUCGUGAUUCUACACAAUUAUAAUAAUUAACGUUAUUUUCUUUUGUAGAUCCAAAGUAAACGGUUUCGUAACUUGUUACGAAACCUUGACUUGUUACGUUUGUUUUGUCUUAUAUUGAAAUAAGUAGUAAAUCGCUGCUUAUCCUGUGUAUCUGUGUACAAGAAUGAAUAUUAUCGGUAUGUGUUUCAUACUUACCUCAUUGUGUACUAAUCCCGAUCUUAACUAGAUUUUAAAGACAAUGGGGUUCUGGAACCAUAUCGGCAUGAGACUGUAUGCAAUAUUUUUUAACAAAUAUACUGACUUAAUUAAAA
Molecule: messenger RNA, 3752 nt
Organism: Cydia splendana
Lineage: Eukaryota; Metazoa; Arthropoda; Insecta; Lepidoptera; Tortricidae
Gene: pio
Exons: 10
Coding region: 324-1559 (411 amino acids)
Source: RefSeq, a predicted model, not a curated record